Molecule: messenger RNA, 2403 nt
Organism: Peromyscus leucopus (white-footed mouse)
Lineage: Eukaryota; Metazoa; Chordata; Mammalia; Rodentia; Cricetidae
Gene: Cacng3
Product: calcium voltage-gated channel auxiliary subunit gamma 3
Exons: 4
Coding region: 881-1828 (315 amino acids)
Biological process (GO): regulation of AMPA receptor activity; neurotransmitter receptor internalization; positive regulation of synaptic transmission, glutamatergic
Cellular component (GO): AMPA glutamate receptor complex; postsynaptic density membrane
Molecular function (GO): voltage-gated calcium channel activity; channel regulator activity
Source: RefSeq, a predicted model, not a curated record
AGGGGAGUGUUAGGGGAAUGUCCCUUGGCACCCCAGGUCCCUAGCCUUGAAGCUAGACGAGCUAGGGUGCCGCCGCAGAAGGGAGCUGUCCCUUCAGCACCGCGGACCUCCAACGAUCCUGCAUCGGGAAGAGGGAGGCUGGGCAACAGGCGGGGAGCUGUCCGUUCAGCACCACGGACCUCAGCCUUCCGAUGCAAGCGGCCGGCCCCCGCCCCAGGACUCUCCCGUUUCUCCAGUUUGCGCGGGGGUGUGGAGAGCAGGCGGAGAGCUUUCCUGGGAGGCUGGGGAAGCAGUGAACACUCUUCUCAGCGACUCGCCUCCCAGCAGAGCUAUUUUUUGCCAUCCGCCCUCACCCCCGGCACACGCGCUCGCACACACGCACGCACGCGCGCGCACACACACAGACACACACACACAGACACACAUACACAGACACACACAGAGAGAGACACACACACACGCUCACACACCAGACCUCUCCGGGUUUCUUUUGCCUUGAGUCUCCCGGGGCUGUGAGGAACCAGGCGCAUCUCAAGCCGAGCUGCCAGCUGCAAGCUCCGAAGCCAUGCCCAGCACAAACCCUCGUUCCCACCAAGCUCCUGAGGAAUGAAAGCAACCCAGGAAUCCUCUGACCGCAGCAGUGAUGUGGACCAACCCCCUGGAGCCCGCACCCUCCCGAGGGCCAUAGAGGACUCAGGGAAUUGGAGAGAGCUCAAGACAGGAAAUCCCAGCUUUCCCAAAGUCCCCGUGGAUACUGACAAAAGGAGAUCCAGAUUUUUGGAAGAGGCCGUCCUAGGUUACCCAGCUGCAGAGUGAUUCUCCCCUCUGGCACUGAAUCUCCCCCUCCAACCCCCAGCCGUUCAGAGUACCAUGAAGAAUUAUGAGGAUGUGUGACAGAGGUAUCCAGAUGUUGAUCACCACUGUAGGAGCCUUCGCAGCUUUUAGUUUAAUGACCAUUGCAGUGGGCACGGACUACUGGCUAUAUUCCAGAGGUGUGUGCAGGACUAAAUCUACAAGUGACAAUGAAACCAGCAGGAAGAAUGAAGAAGUAAUGACCCACUCUGGGUUGUGGAGGACCUGCUGCUUGGAAGGGGCUUUCCGAGGCGUGUGCAAGAAAAUUGAUCACUUCCCAGAAGACGCAGACUACGAACAGGACACAGCAGAAUAUCUUCUACGGGCUGUGAGGGCCUCCAGCGUCUUUCCCAUCCUCAGCGUCACACUGCUGUUCUUCGGGGGGCUCUGCGUGGCCGCCAGCGAGUUCCACCGCAGCAGGCAUAGCGUCAUCCUCAGCGCGGGCAUCUUCUUCGUCUCUGCAGGGCUAAGCAACAUCAUCGGCAUCAUAGUUUAUAUAUCGGCCAAUGCUGGAGACCCCGGGCAGAGGGACUCUAAGAAGAGCUACUCCUACGGCUGGUCCUUCUAUUUUGGAGCCUUCUCGUUCAUCAUCGCGGAAAUCGUGGGUGUGGUCGCUGUGCACAUCUACAUUGAGAAGCAUCAGCAGCUGCGUGCCAGAUCCCAUUCGGAGCUCCUGAAGAAGUCCACAUUUGCCCGCCUGCCACCCUACAGGUACAGAUUCCGAAGACGGUCAAGUUCUCGCUCCACUGAGCCUAGAUCCCGAGACCUGUCUCCCAUCAGCAAAGGCUUCCACACCAUCCCUUCCACUGACAUCUCCAUGUUCACCCUCUCCCGGGACCCCUCUAAGCUUACCAUGGGGACCCUCCUCAACUCUGACCGGGACCAUGCUUUUCUACAGUUCCACAAUUCCACACCCAAAGAGUUCAAAGAGUCGCUGCAUAACAACCCAGCCAACAGACGUACGACGCCUGUCUGAGCUGACCUCUGACCUCUGCCCCGCCGCCGCCCAGCACAGCCUUGGGGGAAGUGUACACAGAUGUCUCUAAGGUUGCAUGGCAUGGUCCUUGUGAUGGUAUCACUUCUUACAAAGAACGAAACCAAAUGGACUCAACUCCCUCCCACACUGGUCCCUUAUCCCCCAGACCUUAACCCAUCCACUUCCUCUAACUUUUCUCGCUGGUCCCUUAAUGUUAUCCCUCUCUGUGUAUCUGUGCCAGGUGUUUUCUUCCUUCCUUUCUUUUUUUUUUUUUUUUUUCCUUCUUUGCUGGAAGGAUCACAACAUUCUUCCCUCCUCGGGAAAGGACUUGACUAAAAGUCGAAGGUGCGGUCGUAGCAGUGGGGGGAUUUCCAAAGCCCCAUCAGUUGUAUGCCUAGCUGUCCCCAUUGUCCACCCACACAAACUCUCGGGAAACCCACCACACAGGUGGCCCUGAUAGAGGCAUUCACCUUUAAGUGUUAGAAAAACAUGACCAGAAAUCAAAGAUGUCAGUGCCCUGAAGCAGUUAAUGUAAUAAGCACUCGUGUUAUUAAAGGUUUUUGCCUUGUAACCAA